AUGUCUUCCAUUAAAACCGACCCAGAGAAUAUGUCUCUUACCCAAUCAAUGCUUCACAUGGACCACCACUCCCAAUCAAGGCAUAUCCCAGGAAAUUCUCAUUUGGCCUCAAGACCCCAGGAUGAUGAACUUUUGAGCCAGGAUAACUUCUCCUUGUGUUCAAGUACAGCCCACAGCCAUGACAACUCCGACAAGCCAUGGGCGAUGAAUGAUGUGGAUUCAAUUGACAGCAACUCCAUUGCGUCAAGCAAGCCUGACUCUCCAGCAGUUCAGAUGCUCUCCUUUCCAUUAUCUCAACAUGCGCUGCUGCACUCCGCAGUUGGCGCCAGCGACAUCAUGUACUCGGCUGGUUCCGAUUUCCAUGGUCUCCCUGACGUUGGCGAGCAAAAUGAUAUGGACUUCUCUAAGGCCCAGGACUACAACCACUACACAUCCCUAUUUGAUUUCUCUGCCUUUGAAAAUGAUGUCAACAGCCAGAACGGCACUCACACAUCUUGCACCCCAGAACACGGCUCGCCUGCCGGCGACGCCUGGAACUCCAUCGUGGACACCCGAUAUAACCAAGGAUCCGUGGACCAUUUCUCUGGAAAUGUUUUCCAGCACAUGCCUGUCUCUCCUCCCUUGACGGAAGCGAGCAAUGAUCUCUCUGUUACCUCUUCCUGCUCCCACUCUGGAUACCCCGCCUUCAUGUCCCAUGAGGAUGCCAUGUUGAAAGACAUCACAGCCACUCCCGUUGGCGGCCAAGGAAUCAACCUAGGAGACCCAAUCUUCCCUCUUACACCACCCCUAAACGAACAGGACCCCAACAGGACCAUCCGUCCAUCCAAGAGUGUGCGCAGGCCAACUUUGCAAUUGUCCCCAACCCAGCCACCGGUCAAACAGGAUUCCGAAUUUUUCCCACCACUUCCCGUGAAGGAACCACUCCGACCAAGGUCCAAGGAUGGCAGUGAGUCGCGAAACCCGCGCGACCACCCUUUCUAUUCUCUGCCUACCCACAAUGAUGGAAAGUACUACUGCCCCUUCGCCAAUGGAGACAAGCCUUGCAAUCACCCACCCACUACCCAGAAGUGUGCUUACCACAAGUACUUGGAUUCCCAUCUGAAGCCGUACCGCUGUAGGGUCCCGAGCUGUAUGGACGCUCAACUUCACUUCUCUUCCAAUGCAUGCCUGUUUCGUCAUGAGCGCGAAGCCCAUGGACUCCACGGACACGGAGAUAACCCCCACCUUUGCCUCUUUGAAGGAUGUGACCGUUCCAUCCCAGGAUACGGCUUCCCCCGCCGCUGGAAUCUCUUUGACCACAUGAGGCGAGUCCACGACUACGCUUCCUCUGAGCGCCCCAGCUCCCCGGAUGCUUCCCCCACCUCCAACCAGACCAAAAAAAAGGAAACCACUGGACGCAAGCGCCGAGUCACUGGUGUCAGCGGUGCUCAGACCAUGAAGCGAACCCGCUCCACCCAGUCCCAGACAAACCCAUUGAAGGCCCUCCAGCAGACCACUGCCCACUACGGUCAGAACAUCCAGGCCGCUGAAAGGAACUACUAUAACUGCCACGGACGUCUCCUUGAGCAGCUCCGCAACAUCAGCCCCCAGGAUUCUGCCAUGCACGACAAGGUUAAUGCCAGCCUCCAAGAGCUCAUUACCCUCGGGAUCACCUACCGUCAGGCUCAAGCCAGCCAGGCCGUUGCCCAGAUUACCAACGGAGUCCCUGCAUGA
This is a messenger RNA of Aspergillus puulaauensis, 1713 nucleotides long. RefSeq names its product putative C2H2 finger domain protein. The coding region runs from base 1 to 1713 and encodes 570 amino acids. The transcript has 3 exons. The record is from RefSeq and is a predicted model, not a curated record. NCBI's taxonomy places the organism in Eukaryota, Fungi, Ascomycota, Eurotiomycetes, Eurotiales, Aspergillaceae.